CACCGUCUUGGUUGCAUGUGUGUGGUCAACGUAAACCGGUCAGCGUUUGCAUCGGGGCCAGAGUGUUGGUACUGUGUUUUGAUAGUUUUUUGACAGAACAAAACCGCCACGAAAUCGUCGACACUUUUCCGAUACCUCCUGUUGCCGUGUUGCGUGGCGCAAAAAAAAGCGAGACAUCCUUCUCCUUGUUUGCGUCGAUGGGUGCCUCUGAUUGCGCGGUUCCAAUCGGAGUUGGCUGUGAAACGGCAGUUGUCUUUUGUGAUUGAACAAGUUGUUGCUGUGAGUAAGAGAUUUCGGUGUUACCUUUUUGGUGCUCUCCAGGAAUCAGGGCAGGAAGUUCAAACCUAGAGGCAAGGGGCCGCGAAGUGAAGGUAACGGAACAAAAAUAAAUAAAAAAGAAAUGUCAGGACCCACUUCGUUAGUCGGAGCGGAAGAGGAUGAGCAAACCAAUUACGACACACCGGACGAGACCGGCCUUACGAAAUCGCAGAAGGUGGCCCUGACGGCCGCGUGGAGUAUCGUGAAGAAGGAUUUGGUCACGCACGGACGCAACAUCUUCGUGAUCUUCUUCGAGGAGUACCCGCAGUAUCUGGACUACUUUGAUUUUUCGGCCUCAGAAACGGUGAGCCCGGAUCUGGGCGAAAAUCGUUCCCUCCACGCGCACGCGAUCAAUGUGAUGAACUUCAUCGGCACCCUGAUCGACUACGGGCUGAAGGAUCCGACGUUGAUGAAGUGUAGCCUGGCGAAGCUCGUCCGGAACCAUCGGAGGCGCAACGUGUCGAAGGAGGACGUAGGUGCCGUCGGAGGUGUCAUUAUGCGUUAUUGUUUGAACGCCCUGGAAGAGCAUAAAACGAAGACGCUAGAGGAAGCGUUCGAGGCAUUCCUAGGCACCGUAGCGGCUGCAUUCGAGUGAGACCAAUCGCAGAUGUUCGAACCUGGAGUAAGAUCAUCGUCAGUAUCAUCGUCAGUAUCAUCUUCACUGUCAUCGAUGCCCACCGUUAGCCCAUUGUACACCUAGGUGAUGGCCAACGAGCACUUGUCGUGUUUCCGAGAAGCUAGACUCGGGGCCUAUGCAGCAAUAGUGCAGCCAUUUUCACUCUC
This is a messenger RNA of Anopheles cruzii, 1101 nucleotides long. RefSeq lists its product as uncharacterized. Gene Ontology annotation, molecular function: heme binding; oxygen binding. Lineage: Eukaryota; Metazoa; Arthropoda; Insecta; Diptera; Culicidae. The record is from RefSeq and is a predicted model, not a curated record. The transcript is spliced from 3 exons. Bases 401 to 913 code for a protein of 170 amino acids.